GCCCUGGCUGCAUUAAUGACAUACAAAUGCGCCGUAGUGGAUGUUCCUUUUGGUGGUGCCAUGACAGGUGUGAGGAUUGAUCCAAGGAAAUACUCGGAACAUGAGCUGGAGAAAAUAACAAGGCAUUUUACUGUAGAGAUGGCCAAGAAGGGAUUUAUAGGGCCUGGGAUUGAUGUGCUGGCCCCCGAUGUCAGUACCGGGGAACGGGAGAUGUCCUGGAUAGCUGACACCUAUACCCACACACUGGGGUACGGGGACAUCAGUGCCCAGGCGUGUGUGACAGGAAAGCCCAUCAGCCAGGGAGGCAUCCAUGGGCGACACUCUGCCACCGGGAGAGGUGUCCUGCAUGGCAUUGAGAACUACAUCACCAACACAGACUACAUGGACUGCAUCGGCCUGAGCCCCGGCUUCCCCGGCAAGACCUUUGUGCUGCAGGGCUUUGGCAAAGUGGGGCUGCACACCAUGAAGUACCUGCAUGAUUACGGAGCCCACUGCAUCUGUGUUGGGGAGACAGACGGAGCCAUUUACAAUCCUGGAGGGAUUGACCCCAAGGAGCUAGAAGACUAUCAGCAGGGCCAUGGCACCAUAGUUGGCUUCCCAAAAGCAGAGCCCUAUGAUGGCAGCGUCCUGGAGGUGCCCUGCGACAUCCUCAUCCCUGCCGCUAUUGAGAAGCAGCUCACAAGGGAGAAUGCACCCUGGGUGCAAGCAAAGAUCAUUGCAGAAGCUGCCAAUGGCCCCACUACACCAGCAGCACACGAGAUAUUCCUGCAAAGAAACAUCCUGGUCAUCCCGGACGUGUAUGUGAAUGCAGGUGGUGUGACUGUGUCCUUCUUUGAGUGGCUGAAGAACCUGAACCACGUUAGCUACGGCUGCCUCAGCUUCAAGUACGAGCGGGAAUCCAGCUACCACCUCCUGCAGUCAGUUCAGCACAGCCUGGAGCAGUGGUUUGGCAAGGCCAGAGGGGAGAUCCCCAUCAUCCCGUCCCCAGAGUUCCAGGCCCGUGUGACUGGUGCCUCAGAGAAGGACAUCGUGUAUUCGGGACUGGCCUACACCAUGGAGCAGUCAGCCAAGCAAAUUAUGACCAUGGCUGCAAGGUACAACCUGGGCCUGGACCAGAGAACUGCUGCCUACCUGUGCGCUCUGGAGAAGGUAUUCACCGUGUACAACGAGGCCGGUUUCACCUACUGACACAGCAGCUGGCAGGGCUGCCCCUGGCAUCACUGCCAGCCGUACAGUGAGGGUCACAGUCCUGCUGCGCAGGGAGUGCCCCGGACACCGUAGUCUCUAUAAAUGGUUGGUUUGAGCAGAUUGUCUCCCUGCUGCCUGGCUCUUAGCUCUCCUGGGCAGGGGGCUGUCUUCCCCCACACUCCACCUCUGCCCCAGCCCCUUUACAGCCUCCUGGGCACUGGAAGAAGCCGUGCUAAUGCUGGUUUUGCUCUGCUUGCCCACGGCUGGCAGAAUCGGACAAGGGAAGGAAAAAGUACAAUUACCUCUAGGGGAGGGGACAGCCCACAGCAAAGCCAGCCCCAGGCACAGACGUCUUGGUCCACUGAAUAACACACGGUGGGUGCUACAAGCACUGCUGCAACUGGCGCAGACACAGGGAGCAGAGCCAGGGUGGGGAUUUGCAGGCAUCAGCAAACCUGUUGUGUGUUCGUGCUGACUGCUGCAGCUUCACUCUUUGCCGGCAAAGCUGGCAAGCCAGCACGGGUAGGGGAUUUAAUCUGAUAUUCAUGGUGGGGAGACUCAGCCCUGCCUCUCACCCCGGCCUGUGCUGCAGUCAAGGGGCUGGAGGCUGGCUGGGGACUCAGGCUGGGUUGGUGGCCCUGCCCUGGGGGAGCUGAAGGCCCAAGGACUGCGCUCUGGGGUGGGCACAGGACCCCCUGCUGUGGUGGACACCGCUUAGUGGUGUGUGGCAGUCACCUGCCCUUGAGGUGGUCACACUGCAGCUGAGCAAGCUGCAGGUGCCAGCCAUGUCCCUGGCCCCCUGAGGGGAGCAGGGUCACAUAGGAAGGUGGGGACAGCAGAGAGGCUCCCCUUUGCUCUGCACUUCUAGCACAAGAUCAGGGUGCGUCUCUAGGAGGUACCUUACAAACGGCAGCACAUCCUGCUGCAGGGAGUACUGGGAGAAGCCUGCACCCAGCCCCUGAACCCUCUCUGCUAGCACAGCCAGUGUCUCCUGGGAGGGAACCAGUGCUCGAGCCCAGGAUUGUGUCUAGCCUCGUCCUGGCUCAGGGUCCUCAGCCCCAAAUGGCCUCCUGCAUUCACCUGCAGAUGCAAAGCACUGCAGCCAGCACACAGGCAGGUGGCACGGGGACACUGCCUGCGCCCCAGGCCUCAGCCAGAGCGCAGCUGGAGGCCAGGGCACGGUCAGCUGCUGCUGACGCAGCAGCGAGCAGACAGCAAGGCAUCAUGUCCUCACGAGGACCCAGUCCUGCCCACUCUC
Molecule: messenger RNA, 2446 nt
Organism: Aquila chrysaetos chrysaetos
Lineage: Eukaryota; Metazoa; Chordata; Aves; Accipitriformes; Accipitridae
Product: glutamate dehydrogenase 1, mitochondrial-like
Exons: 11
Coding region: 16-1188 (390 amino acids)
Biological process (GO): L-glutamate catabolic process
Cellular component (GO): mitochondrion
Molecular function (GO): L-glutamate dehydrogenase (NAD+) activity
Source: RefSeq, a predicted model, not a curated record